AUGCAGGGUGGGGCGCCCUUUGGCGCCGCGGCGCCGGCUUUGCCCUGUGGGGCGCUGGCGCCCGGCCCGAGGCAGCAGCUGCUUUCCGCAGAAGCCAUUGCGGUGCAUCAGCAGAUGGCAGAGAACUUCCAGAUCGGGGGCUUCACAGCACCUGACCAGGGAUCUCUCGCCGCUGGUAGCAGCCAGUGGAGCGGCAUAGCGCAGCCCAUGCCAUACCAGCAGCAGUUUGCGCAGCAGCCCGUGCCCUCGACGGCUGCCGGCUUCAUAGGCUUGACCUCACCGGCUCCCUACUCGCAGCCGGGGGCGAUCCUCAGCCAAGGGCCUUUCACCUUCCAUGCUGGUCCUGGUCGGCCCGCCCCAGCGCAGGUCUCAGCCUUAUCCAGCGCAGCAGGCUCGUCCACCUCCCUGGACGUGAGCAGCGGCCUGCUGCCUCACAUGCCCUCGACCAUGACGUUCGCGUCCAAUGCCCCGGCGGUGAACUCGGCAAAGGGUGCCGAGAGGGCAUCGCGAAGGUCGACCCUGUGCAAGCAGGCCUUCGACUUCGUAGAUGCUCUCAGGACGGGCCACCUAGAUUGUAGCCAGAACAAGACGGGCCUCAUGAUGGUCUUCCAGCAGCUGGGAGACCUUCCGAUGCCCAAGGACGAGUGGUACACACGAGUCUUUCGCAACUUUGCUGGGGAAGACAAGGACUUGGUUGAUUAUAAGUGUUUCAAAGAGAUUGUCAAGCAGUGGGAUGAGCACCACCAAAAGAAGCGAGAAAAGCAGCAGCAGCAAAAGGAGCAGCAGCAGCAACAGACAUCUAAGCAGCAGCAAAUGCAACAGCAGCAAUUGCAACAGCAGCAGUUGCAGCAGCAGCAAUUGCAACAGCAGCAGCAGCAACAGCAGCUGCUGCUUCAGCAGCAGCAGCAGCAGCUUCAGCUGCAGCAGCAGCAUCAGCAGCUCCAGCAACUUCAGCCACCCGAGCAGAAGCAGGAGAUCUUGCCCAACUCUGGUCGGGAAAGCCAGAAGUCUGCCGAGGGGUCCCAGCUCGCCCCAUCGGUGGACUCCUCUGCUGCAGGCUGGGGCACGCCAGCGGCACAUGCGCAUAGAGCAGUAUCUGCGUCGUCGGACCAUGCCGAGGAGAUUCAGGCCGAGGCUGGGGAGGAAGCAGACGCUGGAGGAGGUCGGGCUCGGCCCUCAAGCGACCAAGUCGCAGUGGAGAAGAUCCGCGAGAUGCCGACCUCGGUUCCCAGCAGAGGAUCACAGGCGCCUUCUCAAGAUGAGUCAGAGGCACCUGAGUCGCUGCUCCGGAACCAGAGCGGCAUCUCGCGGGCCACGGCCGCAAACAUUGCGUCGGAGGUUAUGUUUCCCACCCACGUGGGUCGUCUGGCAAUCUUUGAUGACUAUCUCUUCUGCGGAGACGUGGGCUCUGGCUCCUUUGGCAAGGUCAUGCUGGUUCGGCAUAAGAGCACGAAGCAGCUGAGGGCCUGCAAGGUGGUAGCCGUCCAAACCGCUCUACAGCGGGAGCUCAUGGACAACGAGAUUCGACUCCUCAAGUCGCUGAACCAUCCCCACAUCAUGAAGAUGCACGAAGUCUACUUCGAGCAGGCGUCGGAGAGUGGCCAAGUCGCUAGUGGCAACAUCUACCUGGUGACGGAGCUGUGUGAGGGGGGAGACCUCUUCUCGCGGAUUCUUCAUCACUACGAGAGGUUGAAGCAGCCUAUGACUGAGAGCCACGUGGCGUUCAUGAUGCAGCAGAUCCUCUCAGCAACGAAGUACUGUCACGAUAAGGGAAUCAUCCAUCGUGAUAUCAAGCCGGAGAACAUCCUUUUCGUGGAUAGAAGUGCAAGCUCUCCACUGAAGAUAAUCGACUUCGGCCUUGCAAACUUCCAUGAGAAGAUCCGGGAACAGGCCAAGGAGGUGAAGGUCGCACGGUCGGGAACCAUGGGGCGGCUGGCGCGCAUGCUGCCCUCCGUCAACGGCCGACAUUUAAUUCCCUGGCAUGAGCGCAAGCGCGUCAUGCAGAAAGCGGGCACGCCGCAUUAUAUGGCGCCUGAGAUGAUUGAAGGGUCGUACGACCACAAGGCCGACCUGUUUAGUAUUGGAAUAAUUCUCUGUCAGCUCUUCACCGGUUGGCACCCAUUUUACACGCCAGGCGAUGAUGAAACGGCGGUUCGCGCCAAGAUCUCCAGCCCUGACCCUGUCCAGUUUCCGAGCGAUAUCUGGGCACAAGUUUCCCCCACUGCGUGCGACUUGUGUAGAAAGCUGCUGGAGAAGAACAGCACUAAGCGGCUCUCCGCGUCGCAGGCCUUGGCGCACGAAUGGUUCCGAGACCCAUCGAAGCCAUCGCCCUUCGGAAACGUGGAGGGCCUGAGUGUUUCAAUCUUCGACGGCUUGAAGCAGUACCAGGCUUACAACAAGCUGAAGCGGGCCGUCCUCCAGUUGCUAACACGAGAGCUCAGUGAGUUCCAGAUCCAGGAGCUGAGGGCCAAGUUCAUGGCCUUGGACACCCAUGGCGAUGGGCUCCUCUCGCCCGAGGAGCUUGUUGAGGGAAUGCGCCAUGUCGGCUACGAGAUGAGUACCAAGGAGCUGGAGCAAGUGAUGGCUGCCCUGGACGGAAGCGGCAGCCAGCGCAUCGGCUACAAGGAGUUCAUCUCUGCGCUGAUCGAGCGGCGGGUGAAGUUCGACCGACAGCAGCUUUUCGAGUGCUUCAAGAAGUUUGACAAGCAAGGCAUCGGACGAAUCACCUAUCAGGACGUCAAGAGCGUCAUGUGCAACGCCAUCACCGAGUCGGAGUGGCAGGAGAUCGCUGUUGUGGGAGGUCAACAAGACGCGAGCGAGAUGCCUGAGCUCACCUUCGAUGAGUUUGUUAUCCUGAUGGAGCAGACUGAUUAG
This is a messenger RNA of Symbiodinium natans, 2874 nucleotides long. The record is from the annotation of a GenBank genome assembly. NCBI's taxonomy places the organism in Eukaryota, Dinophyceae, Suessiales, Symbiodiniaceae.